This is a messenger RNA of Symphalangus syndactylus (siamang), 4399 nucleotides long. RefSeq names its product nuclear pore membrane glycoprotein 210-like. NCBI's taxonomy places the organism in Eukaryota, Metazoa, Chordata, Mammalia, Primates, Hylobatidae. Gene Ontology annotation, cellular component: nuclear pore. The record is from RefSeq and is a predicted model, not a curated record.
CCCAAAUUUCUACCUAGUGCCAAGGGCAGACCCGGAGCCGGAAGUGCUUGCCUUUUCCCUGUCAGGACCCAGAGGUUACCUCCCAUCAGCCCCCGCGCGCUCUCAUCCCCUCUUCCUCGGUGCUCCUUUUUCCUGCUCGGUGAGUUUGUUUGUUUGUUUGUUUUUGAGACAGAGUCUCACUCUGCUUCCCAGGCUGGAGUGCAGUGGUGCGAUCUCAGCUUACUGCAGCCUCCGCUUCCCGGGUUCAAGAGAUUCUCCUGCCUCAGCCUGCCAAGUAGCUGGGACUACAGGCGCCCACCACCACGCCUGGCUAAUUUUUGAAUUUUUAGUAGAGAGUGGGUUUCACUAUGUUGGCCAGGCUGGUCUCGAACGCCUGACCUCAAGUGAUCCGUCCGCCUCGGCCUUUCAAAGCGCUGGGAUUACAGGCGUGAGCCACCGCGCCCGGCCUGGGUGAGUCUUAAUCCGUGGCCAUCUGCGUUCCUGCAGGCUUCAUCUGGCCCUAUGGUCCCCUGGCACCAUGGCCGCCCUCAGACCCCUUUUGAAGCCCAAAAUCGUCAAAAAGAGAACCGAGAAGUUCAUCCGGCACCAGUCAGACCGAUAUGUCAAAAUUAAGGCACGAAGAGAGAUGGAGGCAAAUGGUGUCCACUAGUCCAGUUGCACUUGCUCGCGAACCACGAGCCCGGCUAAUUUUUUGUAUUUUUAGUAGAGACAGAGUUUCACCAUGUUAGCCAGGAUGGUCUUGAUCUCCUGACCUCGUAGAUCUGCCCACUUGGCCUCCCAAAGUGCUGGGAUUACAGGCGUGAGCCACCACACCCGGCCUGCUUUUUUUUUUUUUUUUUUAAGAGACAAGAAUCUUGCUAUGUUGCCCAGGCCAGUCUCAAACUCCUGGGCUCAAGCGAUCCUCCCAGCUCGAUCUCCCAAACAUUUAAAUGUUUUUAAUACAUUAAACAAGAAUUGCGUGUCUUGAGUAUUGUUACAAAAUUCAAAUAAUUAUUUGAUCUAUAGAAUAAAAUAUACUACCAUUAGGUGACAGGUUUAGAUUAACCCUUUGAUUCCGAAUCCCAUGCACUUUCUUCCCACCUCUAUCUACUUCCUGGGAGAGACUCUAAGCUUCUACUAUGAGUUUGGCAUCAGCUGGGAUUUUAAUCCUGUUCCUGAGCCCCUCUGUGUGGAACACUUGCCAGGACAGAGACUGCAGGAACCCCAGAGUCCUUGCUCCUCAAACACUUUAGGAUUUCAAGGAGGAGGAGUCCCCCCAUUGAUGCUUCAUUCUUAUACGUCUCCACAUUCCCCAAGCCUUUUUAUUACAGGAAGCCUCAGAAUUAACCCUCCCCGUCGUAAACACAAGGACUGCCAGGCUGGGCCUCCUUCUACAGUAAGCCCCACACCUAAUUCUGGGAGGACUCCGAGAAACGAGGAGACUCUAGACAAAUUGGGGCAAUUUCCCUCCAGCUUUCUCAACUGAAGUCUACUAUUCCACUUCAGAUAAUGUGGCUGAAAAUAGGUAGUUCCAUUUCCAUGUGGAUAAUCUCUCCCAUUACUUACACCAACCAUGGCUUCUGGGUGGUGGAGCAACACAGACUAUAGAAUGAAGGAGAAACAAGGGGCUUCCUCAGGGACCCUGCCUCAGGGUGGAGACGUGGCUUCCUUCUUAGGAGGAGGACCAGGAGGGUGUGCAUUGCGAGGUGGAGAAAGAUAAACUCAGCCAUUGAGGGGCAGGGCGAUCCCCAUUUGGCCUGGUAGGACCCACUAAUUGCAAUAGGUUCUUGUUGCUUCUGAACUCCUUUGCAAGGAAACAAGUCAAGGUGUUUGUUGAAGUAAGCAUAAAAUAUCACAUGAGGCAAAAUCAUGGCUUCAGAAUCCCUUUGACCAUGAAUACUGUGUGACACACUUUGUUUUAAUAGAAUUUGAUUGCUCUGUAGGUGUCAAAAUUUUUCCCCACAAAACAAAAAUAAGUGAGACUGUUCAAUUUAAAAAAAUAUCACUUUCCCCAGAAGAAACAUGUUUCUCAUAGUAAGAUUCUCCAAGAACCUUCGCUGUCUAGAACAGUUUCCCAGUGGUGCCUGAAGAGACAUCUGUUGGGAGGGAUUAAAUGUUCAAAUGAGUGACACCAAGACCAAGAGCUCUAGGAGUUCUGAGACAGCCACCCAUGGACUCCAUGGGAAAAGGCAGGGCUCAGGGCCCUUGGCUGGACCUGAAGAGGGAGGAGUACAGAGGGGCUGAGGGAAGUCACAAGAGUGUCCAGGCCAUGUGUGGAUGGGAGGGGGAGGAUGGAUUCCAGGGUUUUAAAGUUCAGAAGAGUCAGCAUGCCAUCAUCACCUGAAUCCAGCCACAGCCAUCUGCACAGUGAUUUCUGUGCUCCAUCUAAGUGAGAGUGAAUCCUACCCAUGGCUGGUCACUGCCAGGGCAAGAACUGAGGCCUCCUCAUUCCUUGUCAUCCCAGAGCUCAGCCCUGGGCAGCCCAUCUUAGUCCUCCCAGAGGUUCUGAUAAGCACAUCGCUGGGCUGGGAUCUAGCUCAGGCAUAGAAGGGUUUCAUCCUCACCCUGUCUAGACUGUUGGGCCCCACACUAAUCCAGGUGCUUUCUCGGGCUCUGAUCCAGGGUCAGAGGAGAUGAGCGUGGGCUCCUGAAGACAGUAAGUUGUCCCCAUCCCCUCUGUCCCUGCUGCUGUGAUCCUGUCUGGACAGGGUUUGCUGGUUCGUGCUUUUCACCUCUGUGUACAAGUGCAGCCCCUGCUGGGAACCCUCGACCUGGAUGCUGUCCUCCCCGUUGCAGCAUCCCCAGGCCUCACAGAGUGCCUGGCCCCUGUACCUGUGCCCAGGAAGCUCCCAUAAGUGGAUGAUUGGAUCAGAGCAGACACCUACUCUGCAAGGAAAUACCAGGGUAGAAGAAUCAUGUCUUCUUCAACUUUAUAUCUCUGAAGCUGGGCUCUUCUGUGUGGCAGCCACUAUCCGGAGGUGCUGCUUAUAACUAACUUAAUUAAUCCAUUCAAUUAAUUAGAGUGCAACGAAACACUCUGUUCAACAGCCACAUUUCAUGUGUCCCUAGGAGUUAUUUGCCACUGACCAUAGCACUCAACUGCACAGAGAGCAUUUCCCUCUGCACAGAACACUUGGGUAGCAGUUCUGGGCCCAGCCCAGGUCUGUUGAAUGAGCUCAUCUACCUCACAAUGUUUCCAUCACAGUUAGAAUUCCAGGUAGAUAAGUCUGUAGCUGAGAGCUGUAACAGUGCAGCAAAAAUGGGGAAGCGAGAGGAGGAAAGGAGACCUUCUCACUUAAUGGUUUACAAUUGUCAGCAACGCCUCAUUGAUGGCCUCGAACUCCAUAGAGCCCAGGGAGGGUAAGAGAGCCCAGAGGACAGAGAAGGGUGAUCUUGUGUCAUCUAAUGUGACCUCAGUGGAGUAGGAGGGAUGGAUGAGUCACUCUCUGGAAUACACUUCUUGCUGAUGUUUGUGGCCCCUGGACACCAUGCGACGCACGCAGCAGUGAGGAUGAAGACGGGAGGGUUCACCAUUCACCCUGGUGACAGGUGGGUGCUGGAGACCGGCCGCCUGUGUGAAAUCACCAUCAAAGUUUUUGACAAGUUCAGCAACAAGGUCUAUCCAUCUGACAACUUCCGAAUUGAAACUGUGCGUCCUGCUGAGUUCUUUGAGGUGCUCUCAUCCUCCCAGAAUUGGUCAUACCAUCGCGUUGGGGCACUAAAGAGGGGACAGACGGCGAUUGAAGUGGCCCUCACCUUUGUGGUGGACCAGAAGCCCAUCAGCCUUAGGGAGCAGAGCUUUGCUGAUCGGAAAAUCGGCCUGGGUGUUCCCAUUUUCCUAACCCGCACAGAAGGCCUCCUGGUCUGGAAGGGGCAGCAGGCUGCAACAGGAAGAAAUGCCCAUGCACCGACAGUGACUCCUGCCAGAGUCGGCCUCCUCAGCUCUGGGGGCUGGGCGGGCUGCUUUAGAUCUCAAGCCUCAGUUUCCCCAUCUAUAAAGUGGGGGGGACACCACGUCCAUCCUGCCGGGGUGCCCUGAGGAUUCAGUCAGGCAGCACUUCCAGGAGUGACUGUAGCAGAGCCAUGGAAAGCCAUCCCCGUGGAGAACAAGAGGGUGGCAGGGUGUCUGGAACCUUCCUCUCCACUCUCCCACAAAAUCCACCUUUGUGGCCUGAUUCCCAGGGAGGGGUGGGGAUCCGGUGACUGGGAAAGAGUGCUGACGACAUGGUUGUUCAUAGUGAUGUGUGGCACCCUCACCCCUUGUAGGAUGGAGGGGUCCAUACACUAUGGGUGCCUGUGUGGAACCAGCAGGAGGUGGAAAUUCACAUCCCCAACACUCUGUAUCCCAACAUCUUGAUGUUUCCGUGGCAACCAAAGACGAGUACUUAUCAGUACACAAUAAAGCUAUGUGAGACCCCCA